Plenodomus lingam JN3 is the source of this 987-nucleotide messenger RNA. RefSeq lists its product as uncharacterized. Gene Ontology annotation, molecular function: RNA binding. Lineage: Eukaryota; Fungi; Ascomycota; Dothideomycetes; Pleosporales; Leptosphaeriaceae. The record is from RefSeq and is a predicted model, not a curated record. Gene Ontology annotation, cellular component: RES complex; U2-type spliceosomal complex. Gene Ontology annotation, biological process: mRNA splicing, via spliceosome.
AUGUCUCUAGCCGACUACUUGGCAAAGAAUUACCUUACGGCAGACUCGGAGAAGAAGUCAAAGAAGCGCAAGCGGAAGAACAAAGACGCCGGCCUCAUCAUUGACGACGACGACGACCUGGGCUGGAAAGACAAGGCGGAUGAGGACAAUGAAGAUGCGCCCAUGAUAGUGGGUGGAGGACAAGUGAAGAAGUUUAAGAAAAAAUCCAAAUCCACCAACGCCGCAAUCUGGACAGCUGUAGGCGUCGCUGCGCCUUCCCACGCCGAACAACUGGCCGCCGACGCAGCUGUUGCCGAUGCAAUCAUUGCAGGAACCGCUGCAGAACGCGAAAAGGCUGCUCAAGCAGAGGACGAGGCGCCAGAAAUGGUAGAGGCUGAUGGCGUGCACAGAAUGGAGUCUGGCGCAAAAGCUGGUCUUCAAACGGCUGCAGAGAUUACAGCGGCCAUGGAGAAGAAGCAGAAUGAGGAGAAGCGCAAGGCGGAAGAGGUUGCCAGGGAGAUGGGAAGUGCGGCGCAACAGACAAUCUAUCGAGAUGCUAGUGGUCGCAUCAUCAAUGUAGCGAUGAAGCGUGCCGAGGCCAGGAAAAAGGCUGAAGAGGAGGAGCGCAAGAAAGCCGAAAAAGAAAAGGCUGCUCGCGGCGACGUGCAAAUUGCCGAAGCUGCCAAGAGGAAGCAGAAGUUAGAGGACGCAAAGAUGAUGACCAUUGCUCGGUAUGCAGAUGAUGCAGAGCUCAACGAUGAACUCAAGGAAAGAGGUCAUUGGAACGAUCCUGCUUCAGGCUUCCUGCGCAAGAAGAAGGCCGGGCGCAGUAUUACUGGCAAACCGCUCUAUCAAGGACCCUACCAACCCAAUCGAUAUGGCAUUCGUCCAGGGCAUCGAUGGGAUGGAGUAGACAGGGGCAACGGCUUUGAAAGGCAGUGGUUCGACUCGAGGAAUCGUAAGGCGAACAAUGAAAAGUUGGAGUAUCAGUGGCAGCAGGAUGAGUAG